This is a messenger RNA of Eimeria acervulina, 673 nucleotides long. RefSeq lists its product as hypothetical. Gene Ontology annotation, biological process: protein folding. Gene Ontology annotation, molecular function: ATP binding; ATP-dependent protein folding chaperone. Gene Ontology annotation, cellular component: cytosol; nucleus. The record is from RefSeq and is a predicted model, not a curated record. The annotation marks the transcript as partial. The transcript has 4 exons. Lineage: Eukaryota; Apicomplexa; Conoidasida; Eucoccidiorida; Eimeriidae.
AUGGCGGUGUUGGGUAUUGACCUAGGCACACAGAACAGUGUCUUGGCGACCAUCAACAGGGGCGCCGUCUCUGUCAUUCGCACCGAGCUGGCUGACCGCCUUACUCCUUCUCUCGUACUCUUUUCUCAAGGCCACAGACUUAUGGGAGAUCAUGCAGCCCCGCUGGUGAGGAGUCAGGCAAAGGCGUGUUGCCGCGCCUUCAAGAAUUUGUUGGGGGAAAUGUUUGCGGAUUCUCCUCGCGUUGGCCGCGAAAGGGGAUUCCAAUUGGCCGAAAUUGCAGAAGCGGAAGGCGGGGUGGCGGGGUACCGCCUAUUGUUUGCUUGUUCGCCCGUGUUCGUGCUGACAUUCGUUUGUUUGCUCGUUUGUUUGUUUAACAUUCUCCGUUUGCCUUUGGUUGUUUGCUUGCUUGCGUGUGCUUGUUUUGUUCGUUCAAUCUCCCUGCCAUCUUUAGUACGCUUGGGGGAUCAGGAGGAGGUGGUGGGCGCUGUCCGUAUUUGUGCUGCAUUUCUAACCAAGUUGAAGCACGUAGCAGAAGCCAGCACGCAGAGGCCCGUUGGAGAAGUUGUGAUUGCUUGCCCUUCUUGGUUUAGAGAACAAAACAGACAGGCUCUUCUUGAUGCAGCAGAUGUUGCGGGCCUCACUUGCCUCCGCGUUAUUAGCGACAUGACAGCAA